CACCUGCGACCGACUUACAGCAACGAGUUCACGCUGUUUUCUCAGUUGAGGUGAGCAAAACGAAGCUCUCUGUGUCGGUAGUGCUAAUUUUAGCACGAGACUCCUUCAGUCGUGCUCUCAUGAAGACGUAGGAGUUCAGCAUGAGAACAUCUUCAAAUCUAACGCUUUCUGGAAGAAAGGUGUCAGUGGACCUGCAAGAGGCGGUUCCGGAUAAGUGACAGUUAUUUUCCCCUGAACGGAUCAAGAAGGUUGGACCUGAUAACGAGGAGUCCAUGGCACGAUGCAGGUGCAGUGGAAGGGCCCUGUGCCUGUGUCUUCUUCCGUUUCUGAUGAUGAGCCAUCUCUUGGUGUACAUCAUGGUGUCCAUAUUUGUUGCCAUCUCCUACACUCCAGAACCUCAGCUGCCUCGUCAUUUCGUGGCCCCUGGAGCGUCAUCAAACUCUGGAGCUUUAGCACCCCAUCCAAUUGCCACCUUCUGGAACCUGCGCUUGGUGGAGGGGGCUUUGUGGAACCGCCUCCAGCAUCUUCAAGACAGAGAGCACAAUCCCAUAUUGAGAGGUAACAGCACAGGGGACAGGGGUACAAGCACUGACCCUAAUUACAUGCAUGAGACUGAGGCUGAUGGUUCUCCUUCAUGUAGUCCUGACCAUCUCUGGGCAUCUCAACUGCCUGACUUUAACACUAUGCCUGAGCAGAUGCAGGACUUUGUCUUGUCCAUGCACUGCAGACGCUAUAGCCUCCUGAUAGAUCAGCCUGGCCUGUGCACUGAGCAAGAUGCUGAAACAGAGACACCAAUGCUACUUAUGGCAAUCAAGUCUCAAGUAGGGCACUUUGAGAACAGGCAGGCCAUCAGGGAGACAUGGGGGAGGAGUGGCUGGGUAAAGGAGGAGGCAGGGGGGAAAAGGUGGCAGGUACGCACCAUCUUUUUGCUUGGUAGGCAAGAUGGAACAACAGGCCCCCACCCAGACCUGGCAGCACUGCUACAGCUGGAAAGCGACCAUCAUAAAGACAUCCUGCAGUGGGACUUCAGAGACACUUUCUUCAAUCUCACCUUGAAGGAUGUGCUCUUCUGGGACUGGCUCUCCAUGCACUGCCCACAUGCACACUUCAUCUUCAAGGGGGACGAUGACGUUUUUGUCAGGACAGGCACCCUCUUGGACUACUUGAAUGAACACAAAGCUCCUUCACAAGGGUCAAAUAACAGAAGCAAAGGAAAAGAGGAUUUCCUUGUGGGGGAUGUGAUUACCAAUGCUUGGCCCAGUCGGCAAGCCAACACUAAAUACUACAUACCCGAGAGUUUCUACAAAGGAGCGUACCCAACAUAUGCGGGUGGAGGAGGAGUAGUUUACUCUGGCGCUCUGGCCUUGCGGCUUCAAGUAGUCUCUCGAUGGGUCAGUUUGUUCCCCAUUGAUGAUGUAUACUUGGGGAUGUGCCUUCAUAGACUGGGGAUAUCCCCUCUUCAUCACCCUGGGUUUUUGACCUUUGAUCUACCAGAGGCUGAGAGGGAAAAGCCAUGUGCUUAUCGCAGAGUACUUCUGGUGCAUAAGCGGAGCCCCAAAGAGAUGCUCACACUGUGGAGGGAACUAAAGGCUCCACUGCCUGAGUGUUAAUGCAGGCCCAUGGAAAAAGACUUUGGAAAAGAUUUUGACUUUAUACACCUGGUUUGUAUAAUGAUCAGAGGCACUGCCUUUUUAAAAACAACACAGAUUUGAAUGUUUGCCGUCAGGUAUUUUCAUGUCAGUGGAGCGUGUUUUAUUUGCAUAAUAAAUCGUUCACUCCGCUGCCACUCAGUAGGCUGUUUGGUGAUGGAUGCUACAAAAGUCAGUAUGCAUGAAAAGCCUGUCAUUAUAGGAUGAGCUGUGUUUAUUAUUGUAAUUGAAUAGAUUCAUUUCAUUGUUUUGCUUUGGAGACUAGGGAUGCACGACAUACCAGAAUCUUAUGGGUUGAUGGCAUAUCUGUUGUACUCUGGAAGAGCAGAACA
Molecule: messenger RNA, 1981 nt
Organism: Colossoma macropomum (tambaqui)
Lineage: Eukaryota; Metazoa; Chordata; Actinopteri; Characiformes; Serrasalmidae
Product: N-acetyllactosaminide beta-1,3-N-acetylglucosaminyltransferase 2
Exons: 2
Coding region: 273-1610 (445 amino acids)
Cellular component (GO): membrane
Molecular function (GO): hexosyltransferase activity
Source: RefSeq, a predicted model, not a curated record